Aegilops tauschii subsp. strangulata is the source of this 1719-nucleotide messenger RNA. RefSeq lists its product as uncharacterized. The record is from RefSeq and is a predicted model, not a curated record. Lineage: Eukaryota; Viridiplantae; Streptophyta; Magnoliopsida; Poales; Poaceae. Gene Ontology annotation, biological process: DNA transposition. Gene Ontology annotation, molecular function: transposase activity; DNA binding; zinc ion binding.
AUGUCGGCUGUCGGUAAUUCUGCCACUUCUCCUCUCCCUUCUGCACAUGAUGUAGAAGUAGAUGCAGAGCCUGGCGAGGAAGUGCCUCGACAUGAUGAUGAGGAUGAGAUUCUAUUCCCUAAACUGGUAGAUAGAGUCAGUCAACAGGCAGUGGAAGAUGAAUAUGCAGAGGAGCCUAGUAGCCGUGCUAGAUUUGAUGACACUGACGAUGAAGAGAGGGAGGAGAACAUCGACUCCUUAGUUUUACAAGAAUAUGAUGGUGAGGACAUGCCAACAAUUGAGUGGAACAGGAAGAAUCCUGACCUUACUCCAGGAACCGUGGAGGUUGCAUGCAUCCACUAUGCGAAAGAGCAAAUUGAUUCAGAUGCAAUCUUGGAUCUGGUGAGGGAAACACCAACAAUUGUUCCAACAGCACUCCAUGGGAAGCUAUUUGAGAAGUACAAGAUUAAUGUACAGUACAUGAAGAUUUUCUAUGCUAAGGAAAGGGCUCUUGAUAGGAUUAAUGGCCCAUGGAAUGAGAGUUUUCAGUUGCUUUACACCUUCAAAGCUGAAGUGGAGACGGCUAGUCCAGGGAGUGUUGUAGAGAUUGACAAGCAUAUAGUUAAGUACAAAUUACAAGGGAAGGCAAUGGAGAAGGAGUGCUUCAGGAGGGCUUUUGUUUGUUUCAAGGCUUGCUGGCAGGGGUUUCUGAAUGGUUGUAGGCCCUAUUUGGCUGUCGAUGCAACUGCUUUGAAUGGAAGAUGGAGAGGCCAGCUAGCAGCAGCUUCUGCAGUUGAUGGACACAACUGGCUAUUCCCAGUUGCAUUUGGUGUGUUGGAGGUAGAGUGUGAGGAGAGUUGGGUCUGGUUUCUGCAGCAGUUGCGCAACAUUAUAGGUACACCCUCAGGUUUAGUUAUACACACAGAUGCUUGCAAGGGUUUAGAAACUGCAGUAGAAAUUGUAUUCCCUGGAGUGGAACAUAGGGAAUGUAUGCGACACCUAGCGCAGAAUUUUAAAAAGAAAUUCAAAGGCAAAGUUUAUGAUGAGAAUCUAUGGCCAGCAUCAUACACAUGCAGCUUGAGGAAGCAUGAGCACCAUUUGAGAGUGUUGUAUGCUCAUAAUACUUUGGUGAAGGAGUACAUGGAUGAACAUCAUGCAAAACUGUGGUCAAGAAGCAAGUUCAAUGAAAUCUGUAAAGUAGACUAUCUGACCAAUAACCUCGCUGAGUGUUUCAAUGCAAAGUUCAAGUCAGUGAAAGGGCUUUUGUUGUGGCAAGCAUUUGAUAAGAUCAGGCAGAUGAUCAUGGUAAAGAUGGCUUUUCGAAAAAGAAUUGCAGAAACACAAUAUGUUGGCCAUCUUAUGCUCCCAUCUCAGAUUAAGGCAUUGCAUGCCAAGGCAAGAGGACUAAGGAUGAAAUGCAUUCGACCGUCGACAUACAAGGCUGAGGUGACAUACACUGACAGUAAAAAUAGGGAAUGGAGAUAUCCAAUGAACCUUGCAACCAAUGAAUGCUGUAGUAGGCAAUGGCAGAUCCGUGGGAAGCCGUGCAUACAUGCCCUACAUCUCAUGACUGUUAUUGGACGUGAAGAUGGUGAAGUUGAUAAGUAUUGCUCUGAAUAUUUCUCUGUUGCCAAAUUUAGGGUUGCUUAUGCUGAAAAUGUGCCUGCACUCUUGGGAAAAGACCAAUGGAACAUAGUAGACCCAGGGUUCAAACUCCAUUCUCCUCAUCUCCUGUACUGA